UUUCCUAAUCCCUCAUAUUGUUUGCUAUUGAAGUGAGAGGUUUUCAUUUCAGGCCAUUGUCCUUGAGCUUCCCUUUUUUUUACUCCGUACAUGUUGGCGGAAAAUCCAAAGUACCUGGAAUCUUGAAUUACGCAUCUUAAUUCUCACCUUGUUACGGCGAUCUCACCACCACCUGUAUCACACGAAAACGUGGACAGUAGUACUACAUUGUGCGAGCAGGGCCUUGGCAAUUUGGAUGCUGGUCACCGCCCAAACGAACCUGGAAAACGGAACCCGAAACAAGAAAAUAACAACCAAAAAAAAGGGAGUGAAGAGCAAUGGCAAACAUCUUCGCCUGUCUCAUAGACUACCUCUUCCCAGUCCCCUUUUUUGCCUUUAGUAUCUUUUACUUCACGCUCGCAUUCGUCAAGAACCCCUUUUUGCCCCUGACCAACUUUGAUUCGUUCAAGGAAAAGGCCUUUGCGGGACUGUGGCUCAAGUUUGGAGCGGCCUUUUCCGACCAGACCCCGACCGAGGUUGACGAGUUGCUCGCCGGGUCCAAAGGACUGAUUCUCGACGUCGGCCCGGGGUCGGGCGAACAACUCCGCCGUUUCUCCCACCCGGAGAACAUUCGAACCAUCUACGGAGUCGAGCCGGGAGUCACGCUGCACGACAAGUUGCGGGCCAACGCCGGCAAGGUCGGUCUGGGCGACAAGUACCGCGUCAUCGGAGGGACGGCCGACCUGGAUUCCAUCUUGCCCACCCUGGUCAAGGACGGCGUCGUCAAGAACGACCGGCCCUCGGCGAAGGAUCUGGCCGUGUUCGACGAGAUUGUCUGCGUCCGUGUGCUCUGCGGCGUUCCCGACCAAGAAGCGAGCGUGGCGGAUCUGUACGGCAUGCUCAAACCCGGCGGACGGUUCGUCCUGUGCGAACACGUCGUCAACAAUCGCUCCUGGGGGGCGAACCUGGCGCAGAAGUUCUGGAUGUUGGUCGGUUGGAAGGCCCUGAUGGGAGGCUGCGAUCUGAGGAGGGACACCGUACAGGCGUUCCUAAAAGUCGCAAAGGAAAAGGACGGUGGUUUCGCCAAGGUCGAAAUGACCCAGGUCGACCCGCAUAGCAUAUCGACUCACGUCGUGGGUGUAUUGACCAAGAAACAGAAGAAGAGAUGAAACUGCAGAUUGGGUCGACGUGGUAUACCUUCAACACGGUAUUAUCGACGCUCUCGGAGAGGCCAAGAGGAGGUCAAUGUGAACUGAUCGUGGGGGGUUCUUGAUCAAGAAGCAAAAGAAAGAGAUGUUUAAACUACCUGAAUCUAGGGAGGUAUGUUGUCAUUGUCAUCGUCGUUGCAAUUAUGAAAACGGUAUCAUUCCAAAGAGAAGGUGAAAAAUGAAAAAAUAUGCCGUUAUACGUCCUCCAUGCUAAAUUAAAUGGCCGUCUGGUUGCGGAGAAGAGGAAUGUGGGAAAAAAACCCUUGACACCUGAUGAAAUCAAAUCGUAUCUGCAUCACAGUCCGCAGUCGUUUCAUAUGUUUAACUCCAUCGAGCAGCCUUUCGAUGAUCCAAUUCGACGACAUGCACGACAUGCACACAUGGUCAAUUCUCUUCCGUGUUGGAUUCGGUUCCACUGUCUUCAUCAUCAUCACUCUCACCGUCAGAACUAGAAUCCUCAGACUCUGAUCCGGUGAUGGG
Exophiala oligosperma is the source of this 1667-nucleotide messenger RNA. RefSeq lists its product as uncharacterized. The record is from RefSeq and is a predicted model, not a curated record. NCBI's taxonomy places the organism in Eukaryota, Fungi, Ascomycota, Eurotiomycetes, Chaetothyriales, Herpotrichiellaceae. The coding region runs from base 318 to 1148 and encodes 276 amino acids. The transcript is spliced from 2 exons.